CUGGUUUAGUAUAAUCUGUAAUCAACUAAGAAAAUGGCUGGUUAAUAACAACUUUUGAUCCAGUAUUUUCGGUCUUAUGAAAAUUUUUAUACCUUUUUGGAAGAAGGACGCGGCCAUGGGAUACUUAAUAAUAAUAAUAUCAUAACCCGCACAUCAUCUCUAACCUACAAUUAAAAACUUCCGAAAUAACGAUUUAAAAGUUGUUAUUGAUCAGUAAUUUCCUCAAAUUGAAUUUAUUAAAAUACGUAUAUAACUAUUUAAAAACUAACCCAAUACAGCGGAAUCAUAGAUCAGUGAUGACGCAGAAUAGAUGGGACAAGUAUAGAUAAUAUAAAAAACGAUUCGGUGCAAAUCUAUAGAUAGUAUUUAAUAUUUAAUAAGGAAUUUUUUAAUAAAAUAAAAAAGUUACCUAGUCAAAAGUCAUUGUUUUUAUGUUCUUCCUUGUAAAUUAUUUGUUUUUAUUCUUUUUUACUAAAUGUGUUAAUUUAAGAAGAAUAAUUUUUUAGUAUUCUACUUCUUAAAUCUAAAGAAUUUAAAUCAAAAUUAAUUAUUUAGUAGAAAUGUCUAAACCUGUUAAAAACAUAAGUUGUGCUGUUUGUUCAAAAUAUAUCAAUAAAAAUUGCACAGUAGCUCUGCAUAAAUUUCCAUCUAAUACUGUAAUGCAAUCAUUAUGGUUAAAGGCUUGUGGUAUAAAUGAAAGAGACUUUUCAAAAAAUACUGUAAUAUGUUCGAUCCACUUUGAAAGAGAUUGUUUUAAGAGUAUUGCUAAGAAAAUUCUUAAAAGUGAUGCUAUUCCUACCAAAUUUAUGAAGCGUACCAAAAUUUUGAUCAGGGAACCAUUAAAUAUAGAGAGCCAACUAUCAAUCAAUAAUAUCAAACAAUUCAUUGAAUCAUCUUCUACACCUAUAGUCUUUCACAAAAUGCUGGAUGAUUGGGAACCAUUUAAGUGGAACAUACAAGACUGGGAAAAUAUAUUUGAAAAUAAUCCAUUAAACUGUAGGAAAGGAAAAAUUACUUGUAGUAGUGAACCUCUUUGGGAAAGGAAAUGUUCUCAAGAAUUUCAUAAAUUCAAUGAUAUACUUAAAACAUCAGAAAAAGUUGAAUCAAGUGGAAGUUGGCUAUAUUUUGAUUAUAAAUAUAUUGGAAAACAAGUUGAUGAUAAAAAUUUUAAGUCAAUAUCUUGGAGAAAAUUUGGAUAUGAAAGUCUAAAUGCAAAAGAUUCGACUUUAUGGAUUGGAAGCACUGGAGCUCAUACACCAUGUCACCAAGAUCUUUAUGGAAUUAAUCUAGUGGCCCAAAUUUAUGGAACAAAGCGUUGGAUUUUAUUACCUCCUGAUAUGGGAAAAUAUUUAUUACCCUCAAGAGUUCCUUAUGAAGAAUCUAGUUGCUAUAGCAAAAUAAAUUUUUCAUGCCCUAAAAUCCUUACAAGUAUAGACGAAAAAUGUAAAUGUAUUUCUGUUGUGCUAUCACCUGGUGAUGUUCUUUAUGUUCCUCAUAAAUGGUGGCACUAUGUGGAAAAUUUAUCUACUGCCAUUAGCAUAAAUAGCUGGAUACCUAUUUCUAAAUAUGACAAUUUAAGUAGAUUAAAUGAGUCCAUUGUUCGUUUCUUAGUUAGUAGUGUAUGUUCAGGUGUAUCUGAAAAUAUUCAAUCUCACUUAUUAAAUCCAAAUGAACUAUUUUCUUCAAAUAUGACAGCUGAAUCUAUGAAAUUUAUUGAACAAAGUUUAAAAACGAUUAAAAAUGAAGAAAGCUCCUCUUUAGAAAACAUGAAGUACAUCAUACCUAGUUCAUCAGAUUACAAGUUUACUGUUUUAAAUGCCAAUCAAUCAAUUAAAAAUUUACAAAUUGAUACAAAACACCAUUGUACUAAUCAUUUACCAAAAACUAUAGAAGUUAAUGAAGAAUCUGAUAUCAAAGAGAUGAUAUUGAAUUCUUUUUGUGAUGAAAAUGUAGUCAGUCAAAUUGCAAUUAAUUUAUUGAAAAAAAAGUAGUCUGAUCAAAAUUAUAGUAAAAUUAUAAACUAUUAUUAAAUAAAAUUUUUAUAUUCGUCAAAACUAAUCAUUAUUUUUUGUUUUUUGUCAGAUUAAUUUAU
Daktulosphaira vitifoliae (grape phylloxera) is the source of this 2092-nucleotide messenger RNA. RefSeq names its product HSPB1-associated protein 1 (gene HSPBAP1). The record is from RefSeq and is a predicted model, not a curated record. Lineage: Eukaryota; Metazoa; Arthropoda; Insecta; Hemiptera; Phylloxeridae. The coding region runs from base 561 to 1991 and encodes 476 amino acids. Gene Ontology annotation, molecular function: 2-oxoglutarate-dependent dioxygenase activity. The transcript has 9 exons.